This is a messenger RNA of Cuscuta campestris, 1615 nucleotides long. The record is from the annotation of a GenBank genome assembly. Lineage: Eukaryota; Viridiplantae; Streptophyta; Magnoliopsida; Solanales; Convolvulaceae.
CACGAAUAUACAAAAGUAUCUCACAGUGGAGCAUUAUCAUGUCGCAUAUAGGUUGGGAUAGAUUUUACUUGGGUCUCUGUAUAUCCUGUCAGAUUCCAAAAGAUUGAGCGAAUCACUGCAUAGGAAAUUUAUUUGGAGCUGAGGUUGUUUGAUAAUUGAUACUCCGUGAUUACAAUAAACAUCAGUUUGUUCAGAGACGAUGACCGCAAUUUUUUCAAGCUUCUUUGUGGAUUCCAAAUUGAUGGAUGGCUUCAGAGGCAGUCCCAGAUUUUGUUCUUGGAGAGGUAUUUCUUUGAAGACUUCGUGUUCGAACACUUCCCAUGAUGCCAUUAGCACAGUUCCUGAAAAACAAAUGUUCGUCAAGGCGCUUCCUUGGCAUGUCAAUGAGAAAAAGGGUUCGAGUUUGUACCUUAGGGAAACUAGAGUCCUUGAUGCCUGUGAUGAUGAGUAUGGUGGAGUACUCGUUAAUCCAGAGAGACUACCAUCCAACCCAAACACAUUUACCUCUAUGCUUCGUGAUUCUCUCUCACAUUGGACACUAAAGGGAAAGAAGGGUGUUUGGCUUAAGCUUCCAAUACAAAAAUCUGACUUGGUCCCUGUGGCUGUGAAGGAAGGAUUUGAAUACCAUCACGCGGAAAAAGGGUAUUUGAUGAUGACGUAUUGGAUACCCCAAGGGCCUUCCAUGCUUCCUUCUAAUGCUUCUCACCAAGUUGGAGUUGGGGGUUUUGUGAUCAAUGACAAAAAUGAGGUGCUCGUUGUUCAAGAGAAACACUGCGCUCCAGAGCUUUUUGGCCUUUGGAAAAUACCCACCGGCUGUAUUCUUGAGUCUGAGGAGAUCUAUACCGGAGUUGUGAGAGAAAUAAAGGAGGAAACAGGAAUUGACACUGAAUUUGUGGAAGUUGUAGCUUUUAGGCAUGCUCAUAAUGUGGCGUUUCAGAAAUCCGAUUUGUUCUUUGUCUGUAUGUUAAGGCCUCUUUCGGAACAGAUCAUUGUUGACGAUCAUGAGAUUCACGCUGCACAGUGGAUGCCCCUCGUUGAGUUUGUGGAGCAGCCGAUGAUACAAUCGGACAGCAUGUUCAAGAAAAUAAUUGACAUUUGCUUGGAGCGGCUGAAGAAGCGUUACUGCGGGCUCUCGGUCCAUCAGCUCGUCUCAAAGUUCGAUGGCAGACUAUCGUCAUUGUAUUUCAACACUGUCGAAGAUCCGAAUUCCAACUGUCAGGCUCAUUGAGAGUGCAUAGUGUAACUGUCUAUACACCCCACCUCUUUUGACAUCAAAAAGUGAUGUCAUAAUAUGACACCAAGUACCUACGGUGUUCUGAUCGAAAAAUUUAUGGUUCUUACCCCUGCUAACCGCCAGUAAACCCCCCUCAAACUAAACCCUAAAAAAUUUGUUGAUUUUGGGGGUACAUUGGGGCCGAGGCACGUUGAUGGUUUAACGGGAUGGUCAGGAGGGUUGAAAUCAUCAAUUUUUAUAUCUCUGCCAAUGUCAUCGUAUGACAUUGGCCUUAUGUCAAAACAAGGGAGCAGCCCCUGUACGAUGUAUAUAUGUGUAAAUUCAUCUAUGCUAAUAGAGCUUCAUGGUGCUUGUAUAUGUACAUAAAUGGACAGUUUAGUA